GAAGUCCAGUGACCACUAGUGCCAACUGAAUGACGGGACAGAGAAAGAAGAACAAGGCGAAACACGGAAGAAACCUCACCCAUAUCCAACAAGAAUUACAGUGAACACCAUGACAAUGACAAGUACAAAGCCAGCCACAGAAUCAUGUCUCUGUUACUAAAACUUAUGUAAUGAGAAAAACAUAUGUGUGAGAAAAAUUGCUGGUAACACGUGAUCUCAAGAAACAAUCAGUUGCUGACACAAUAGAAACACGUGAUCUCAAGAAACAAUCUGCACUGACACACUGGAAACAGGUGAUCUCAAGAAACAAUCUGCACUGACACACUGGAAACAGGUGAUCUCAAGAAACAAUCUGCAGUGACACGCUGGAAACAGGUGAUCUCAAGAAACAAUCUGCAGUGACACGCUGGAAACAGGUGAUAUCCAGAAACAAUCUGCAGUGACACGCUGGAAACAGGUGAUCUCAAGAAACAAUCUGUUGCUGACACAAUAGAAACAGGUGAUCUCAAGAAACAAUCUGCACUGACACACUGGAAACAGGUGAUCUCAAGAAACAAUCUGCAGUGACACGCUGAAAACAGGUGAUCUCAAGAAACAAUCUGCAGUGACACACUGGAAACAGGUGAUCUCAAGAAACAAUCUGUUGCUGUCAAGCUGGAAACAGGUGAUCUCAAGAAACAAUCUGUUGCUGUCAAGCUGGAAACAGGUGAUCUCAAGAAACACUCUGUUGCCGACACACUGGGAACACGUGAUCUCAAGAAAGCAGUGAGGAGAGUGUGGGAAAACAUUUACAAAAUCAGAUGUCCUUUGAGGUUUUACAAGGGAUUUACUAGAGGACUGAAGGUGAAAAGGAUUUAGUCGAGUAGCCUGCAGACACAUGAGCGGAUGAAUAAUCAUAUCAAGUCUUAUCAAUGUGAUGUGUGUACGAAGACAUUUUCAGAAUCAGGAAGCCUGAAGACACACAUGAGGACUCACACUGGAAUCAAGCCAUUUCAGUGUGUGGUGUGUACGAACACAUAUUCAACAUCAGGAAGCCUGAAGGCACACAUGAGGACUCACAGUGGAAUCAAGCCAUAUCAGUGUGUUGAAUGUGGGAAAAGAUUUACAGAAUCAAGUAACAUGCAGAGACACAUGAUGAUACACAGUGGAAUCAAGCCAUAUCAAUGUGUUGAAUGUGGGAAAAGAUUUACAGAAUCAAGUAACAUGCAGAGACACAUGAUGAGACACAGUGGAAUCAAGCCAUUUCAGUGUGUUGUGUGUACGAACACAUAUUCAACAUCAGGAAACCUGAAGACACACAUGAGGACUCACAGUGGAAUCAAGCCAUAUCAGUGUGUUGAAUGUGGGAAAAGAUUUACAGACGCAAGUAACAUGCAGAAACACAUGAUCAGACACAGUGGACUCAAGCCUUUUAAGUGUGUUGAAUGUGGGAAAAUGUGUCGACGAUCAGCUGACCUGCAAAAACACAUGAGGAUUCACACUGGAAUCAAGCCUUAUCAGUGUGCUGUAUGUGGGAAAAUGUUUCGACAAUCGGGUGACCUGCAAAAACACAUGAGGAUUCACACUGGAAUCAAGCCGUAUCAGUGUGUUGAAUGUGGGAAAAGAUUUACUGAAUCAGGUCACCAUCAGAGACACAUGAUGAUUCACAGUGGAAUCAAGCCUUAUGAGUGUGUUGUAUGUGGGAAAAUGUGUCGACAAUCAGGUAACCUGCAGAAACAUAUGAGGGUUCACACUGGAAUCAAGCCUUAUCAGUGUGUUGAUUGUGGGAAAAGAUAUACACAAUCAGGUGACCUGCAGAAACACAUGAGGAUUCACAGUGGACUCAAGUCUUCCCAGCAUGCACAAUGAUGUUGACUCAAUCAACCACUAGGCUACCCCACCACCCCCAUUUUGUUAAAACCUUCAUUAUUUUGAAGCGUAUAUCCAUGAUAAAACCAUAUUUUUUAAUUGAUUGCUUCAAUAGUCAAAUGGUUUGGUACUAUUUUGUGAUAUGAAAACAAUUAAUAAAAAGACAAGAGCUAUGAAAAGGAACACAAGUAUGGUAAUAUGUUACGUAGAGAAGCAAAUGUCUUUGACGUUGAUGAAACAGAUUUCUUUGUAAGGAGGAAGUGAGUGAGUAUGGUUUUACGCCGCUUUUAGCAGUAUUUAGGCAAUAUCACGGCGGGGGACACC
Haliotis rufescens (red abalone) is the source of this 2172-nucleotide messenger RNA. Its product is annotated as zinc finger protein ZFP2-like. Lineage: Eukaryota; Metazoa; Mollusca; Gastropoda; Lepetellida; Haliotidae. The transcript has 2 exons. Gene Ontology annotation, cellular component: nucleus. Gene Ontology annotation, molecular function: RNA polymerase II cis-regulatory region sequence-specific DNA binding; DNA-binding transcription activator activity, RNA polymerase II-specific. The coding region runs from base 886 to 1848 and encodes 320 amino acids. Gene Ontology annotation, biological process: regulation of transcription by RNA polymerase II. The record is from RefSeq and is a predicted model, not a curated record.